ACAAAAACCAACAAUCAAAAUGUUCAAAUACUUCGCACUCGUUUUCGUCGCCCUCUUCGCCUUCGCCGCGGCCGAGCCCAAGCCUGCUGUGGUAGCAGCACCAUUGGCCUACUCAGCUCCAUUGGUCGCCUCCCCCUACGCCGCUGCCUAUGCUGCCCCAUAUGCCGCUUACGCCGCCGCUCCUUAUGCCGCCUACGCUUCACCCUACGCCGCCUACUCCGCUUACCCAUACAGUGCCGCCUAUGUGCUCCGCAAGUAAACGGAAUGUGGCAAAAGAUACCGUAAUUUAAGGAUAAAAAAUUGAAAAAAUAAGGCA
Molecule: messenger RNA, 316 nt
Organism: Bactrocera latifrons
Lineage: Eukaryota; Metazoa; Arthropoda; Insecta; Diptera; Tephritidae
Product: cuticle protein 16.5-like
Exons: 2
Coding region: 20-259 (79 amino acids)
Source: RefSeq, a predicted model, not a curated record